This is a messenger RNA of Cordyceps militaris CM01, 1485 nucleotides long. Its product is annotated as WSC domain-containing protein. The record is from RefSeq and is a predicted model, not a curated record. Lineage: Eukaryota; Fungi; Ascomycota; Sordariomycetes; Hypocreales; Cordycipitaceae. The transcript has 3 exons. Bases 1 to 1485 code for a protein of 494 amino acids.
AUGUUCAAGCUUAGUCCCGCUAUACUGCUCGGCUUGGCCGCCAGUGCCAACGCCUUCUGGCGCAUGGAGUGCCCUGGCCGUCUCGAUGUCGCCCGAAUUGACCCCAUUGUCAACCCCAACAGCGUCUCUGCUCACGCCCACUCUCUUCACGGCUCUUCCGGCCUCUCCGCCUCUGCUGACGGCGCUGCCCUCAAGGGUGGUGACUGCACUUCUUGCCGUGUCACCCAGGACAAAUCUGCCUACUGGUCGCCCUCCCUCUACUUUCAGGAUACCGACACUGGCAAGUUUGAGCUCGUCACCCAAGUUGGUGGUAUGCUCGCCUACUACCUUCUCUACGGAGACAACAUCAAGGCCUUCCCUGACGAGUUCCGCAUGAUCGCUGGUUCCAAUACCCGCCGCGCCUACACUGCUGGAAAUCCCGAGCAGGCUGACCCCGACAAGUCUCUCUGGCAGUCCAUGGGCCAGACCAAGCAGAACCUUCUUGAGCAGCGUGCUCUCGGCUUCAACUGCCUCAACUACGACAAGCAGCCUGAGGGCACCCUCUACCGCCAUUACAUGCCUGACAAGGCCUACCUCGACGCCAACUGCAAGGAUGGUAUCCGUCUCGAAAUCAUGUUCCCCUCGUGCUGGGAUGGCAAGAAUACCGACUCUAGCGACCACAAGUCUCACAUGGCCUACCCCGAUCUCGUCAUGACCGGUACCUGCCCCGAGGGUUACGAGACGCGCGUUCCCUCUCUGAUGUUUGAGACCAUCUGGUCCGUCGUCCCCUUCAAGAACCGCAACGGUCGAUUCGUCUUCUCCAACGGUGAUACCGAGGGCUACGCUUACCACGCUGAUUUCAUGAUGGGCUGGGACCACGAUUUCCUCCAACAAGCUGUCAACACUUGCACUAACCCCUCUGGCAAGAUUGAGGACUGCCCUCUCUUCAACGUUGUUGACCAGGGCACCGCCACCUCUUGCAAGCUCCAGAAGUCUCUUCCCGAGACGCUGGCUGCUGAGAUCAAGGACAUCCUCGGUCCUAUGGCUAAGCUUCCCGGUGACCUCGCCGUCUUUGGCGACAAUGGCAACCCUUCACUGCCCGAAACUGGCGGUAGCGCUCCCUCUGCCACCUCUGCCCCCGCUACGACAUCCAAGCCUACUCUCAGCUACACUCCUGGUGACACGCCCACAAACUCUGCCUCGCCUCUCCCUGGCCAGGUAUUCAAGCAGGUUGAUUCUGAAUCAGCCUCUCCCUCUACUCCCGCCCCUACUACCGCCUCUGCCCCCGUUGCCGCUGCCGCUGCUGUCACUGAGGCUCCCACCGCCACAGCUGAGCCCAGCUACUACAGCACUCAGUACAUCACCAACGGCAACACGGUUAGCAAGAUUCUGUGGAAGGAAGAGGUCGUCACCGUCACGGAGACUGCCGAGACUACUGCCACGCAAAUCGCCGACGCUGCUAAACGCCGUCGUUCGCACCUCCACGGUCACGCCCGUAGGAGCUAA